Anoplophora glabripennis (Asian longhorned beetle) is the source of this 1752-nucleotide messenger RNA. Its product is annotated as facilitated trehalose transporter Tret1-like. Gene Ontology annotation, biological process: transmembrane transport. The transcript has 2 exons. The record is from RefSeq and is a predicted model, not a curated record. Gene Ontology annotation, molecular function: transmembrane transporter activity. NCBI's taxonomy places the organism in Eukaryota, Metazoa, Arthropoda, Insecta, Coleoptera, Cerambycidae. Gene Ontology annotation, cellular component: membrane. The coding region runs from base 8 to 1417 and encodes 469 amino acids.
AAUAAGAAUGAUUAACUUGCAGCCUAGUUACACACUUCUCACUGUAUUUGCAGUGGAUCUUUUGGCAACCUCCGGAGACAUAACCUUGUCUUGGACGUCACCAAUAUACCCAAAAUUGUAUUCAAACGAUACAUCUAUAAAUCCCCUUGGAAAACCUAUUACCGAAGACGAAGACGCUAUGAUAGGAUCCGUGCUAACUCUUGGGGCUAUGAUAGGUCCCCUGCCUUUCGGUUUCAUCGCGGAAAAGUUUGGAAGGAAACCAGCCCUCUUGUCCAUCGCCGUCCCACAUAUAAUUUCGUACCUUACCAUGGCAUUCUCAAAAAACGUUUACUUGUAUUACUUGGGAAGAGCUCUAGGUGGAUUAGCGAUGGGAGGCGGCUACUCAGUGUUGCCAAUGUACCUUGCUGAGAUAUCAAAGGAUUCUAAUCGUGGAGCAAUGACACAAACCUUAAAUGUCUUUUGGGCUACUGGAAAUUUCCUGCCAUAUGCCAUAGGUCCGUACAUUUCUAUUUUGUAUUUCAACAUAAUUCUGGCUUGUAUUCCCAUAACGUUUUUCUUGGUGUUCUUCUUCGUUGGCGUGGAAACACCUUAUUAUUUAGUCAGAGUAAAUAAAAUUACGGAAGCUGAAGAAGCCCUUAUGCUUCUUAGAUCGUCUGAUCAAAAAGAGGUACAAAAUGAACUUGAACAUAUUCAAACGUGUAUAAAUGAGGAAGAAAAAGGAAAUUUCAUCGAUAUAUUCAGGAAAACAGAACUAAGAAAAGCCCUUAUAAUUUGCAUUGUUUUAAUAAUUGCACAGGAAAUUUCCGGAUUCUGUGCAAUAACAUUUUAUUUGCAACCCAUAUUUGAUGCUGCAGGUACAGGCCUGCCUUCCGAUAUUUCAGCAAUCGUAAUUGGAUUCUCUAUGUUGGUUAGCAGUUUCUUUGCUCCUUUCCUCAUAGAAAGGGCGGGCAGAAAAAAACUGACUAUAUACUCGUGCUUUGGAAUGUUUUUGUCCCUAACUAUACUGGGAGCUUUUUUCUAUAUCCAAGACUCAUCCAACCUAAGCACAGAUUCAAUAUUUUGGUUACCUAUUUUCAGCCUAAUGUUAUACAUCUUCUCAUUCAAUUUCGGAAUAGGAUCUGUACCUUGGACAUUGUGUUCGGAAUUGUUCCCAAGCAGCUUCAAACAGUUCUCUUCUACCACGGUGUCUAUAGUUUGUUGGAUAACUUCGUUCAUGGUAACGAAAUUUUUCAACAGUAUGAACUAUGGAAUGGGAAUUGCCGGCACCUUUUGGUUCUUCGGGGGAACUUGCCUUCUUGCAACAAUUUUCAGUAUAUUGUGGGUACCAGAAACCAAAGGAAAAAGUUUCAUUGAAAUACAAAACAUGUUGAGAGGAAAAGGGUCUGAGGUUAGUGCACUGGAUCUACAAGAUACAUAAAUUAGGCAUAUACUUGAGUUGAGUUCAGAAAUCCGAAAAAUUGAAGUUAUUUUUCGACAUUGAUGAUAUGAAGAUAAUAAAGGAUGGUAUAAAUUUCAUAUGCCUUUAGGAAUGUGAUUACGGAGCAGUAAAAACGGAUUUCUUACAAUAACAGCAUUUUUGCUACCAAUUUACUCAGGUGUUUUCUAUUUCAGUUGUAUCUAGAUGAAGUUUAACAGAAUAAAAAGCAGUUCUGAACACUCAAGGAAGAAUUCAUGGGAACUCACUAAGUUAAAUAUUAAUAAUUAUUAUUUAUAUAAGAUAAAUGUUUUGAUAAAUAAAUCAUCUACAAUUGU